UUCCCCUCCCUUAAGACUCUUAAUUUGACUCUCACUUUUUAAUUUUAGGAUUAGGAAUUAAUGGGGGUCCUUGUCACAAUAGCGGCUCGAUGAGGGGUCCUCGAGAAAAUUUUGUUGGGAACCCCUGUUCUAGAGAAUUAAGUGCUUUUGUGAUUUAACAAUAUGUACACAUGGCAGAUUUCUCAUGUUCUGAGUUCAGCCCUUGAACAGGUAUGUUUUCACCUCACUGACAUCCAGAACCUAUCUGUGCAGAUGGCAAACUUGUGCCAGUAUGAAUCAUUUCUAACUCAAUCCAGAAGGCAAUUGUGGGCUGAAGUCCCCAUAUGUCUGGAUUGCAGAAAAUAGAUAUGGAACAUAUACGGUAAUACCUUUUGAGAGUUUCUCUGUGGCUGUGCCUUUAAAAAUGCAUUUUCCUUUGUUGGAAGCCUGAAUCUCUUUGUGUCAACUGUGAAUAAAGGUAAACAUAUUCACAGUAGGUGGUGCCAUUGAAUCUUCAAAUAAGAACAUGAUGUGGUCAUGCAGCCUUCUCCCCUGUGACUGACUUCUGUGUAUCAAGUGCUGCAGCCAAGUAGAUGAAGAUUUAUCUUUAGCAGUCAAAGGACUCAUUGCUUCCUAGAAAAAAGAGGGAAUAUAUGCCCCCAUAAAAAUAUGGAGAUGUUAAUUUAGAAUCAAACUAGCAAUUGUUUCAGUUGGAAAGUUCUUUUAACUAGAUCAGUGUAGAGGACACAGGUGCACAAUAUGGAGCUAUAAUUUAUAGUGAAUGUCCCAAGAUGAAAAACAACUUCUGCCAAAACGCAAAUAUCAGCUACAAGGCUCACGAGUAAGAUUUCACAAAUAUUCUGUAAAUCAAGUGAAUGAGACUCAUGUUUCACCUCUUCCUCUGAAAGGCUGCUACAGCUGUUCCCUUGUCAGUGCUAACAUUUGUUAUGGCUAAUAACACUUUCAAUCACAACUAUUUGAGGAAAAUUGAUUUAUUUAGAACCUUCUCUCCUGUGCUGAAAAUACUCUGCCAAGGACAAAAGCUCCUGCAAACCACAGGUUGUUAAUUCCCUGAUGGAUUCUUAUGCAUGUCUCAGCACUGCUUCUUUAUACAUUUUUGAAGGGGCUGUAAAGAAAAAAAAUGAGAUAGGUAAGCUCUUCUUUAUAGUUAAUGUUGCCUUUAUCAUAGCAGUUCUGUAAGUGUUACCCCCUCAAAUUUUUGUAUGUGAAUCAAAAUUGAGUUUCAUGUGCUUUCUAUAGGAUAGAUAAGAUCAGUGGGGCAGUGCUGACAUAACUUCCAAGGUGUCUGUGUUGAGUUUUUGCCUUUCUGACCUACCUACAGAAUCCAUUUUAAUUAGCCACUUCACCAAAUGCCAAAAUUGGUAACUACAGAAUGACACUGCUUGUUAAGCCUACAUUACUGAAAGAAUUGUUAGUACCUUGACAAAAAAAGUAUCUCUCCUGGAGACCAGGCUGAAGAAAAAGAUGGCAGCCUCUUCUCUAUGAAGAGGCUUUGGUCAAAGGACUCUCCUUAACUGAGGUGGUAAGAUUGAAUGUAUCUUUGAAAUCAGUGCUGUUCAGAAAGAUAUCAAGAUUUCAUGACUGGAUCUAACUAGGAAUAAUUCAUAUUCUUGGCUAGUCAGAUUGGGAAAGCCAGUGAACAGCAGAUAUGGUGCUUAGUUUGACUUAGAAAACAAGGAUACACAGUUAACAAUUUUGAAAACCAUCCACACUGGAAUAUUUUUUCCCCAUGAGUUCCUGGAGAAAUGGAUGGAGGAGAAUUUUUCAGCUGAGGCUGAACUCCUAAUGAUAACAUAGAUUUUACUCUUUCCCAUAGUCAGAGCAAUAAAGCACCUCUGCAAAGUUCUUACUAAGCUCAGAAAACCACCCCUAAACUUAUAAGAGAUUCCUUGAAACAUAAAUUUGAACUGUUUCAUAUGUUAAUCUCCCAUAUGUAAGCCUGUAGGCAGGGACUGUCUUCUGAUGGUAAGCCAUUCUGGGAGCCUCUGUGGCUGAAGAGAGGGUACAAAUACUCUAAAUAAAUAAUAAUAGAUAAUAUUUUAGUGGUAAUUAAUUAGUAACUUUGCUAAUAAUGCAGUACUUUAAUAUAAUUAAUUCUACUUCUGCUUUUCCAGGUAACUUGGUGUUGUUUCUGGCUAGCUAACUAAAGUUAAUCUUCCUGUCCGCAUUUUAUCAAAACUGCAAGUCAUUACCUUUUUCUUUGUUGAAGACUUGUUGGGAACAUUUGGAGAUUCAUUCAUCAUCUUGUCCUUGGUUACGUGAAUAUUUUAAAUUUUUACCUCUGAUCUCUAUAACAGAUAAGUAACUUGAAUACUAUUCAGCAGGCUUUAAUAUGGUUCAAACUACUGUAUGGUUUAAAUUUAAAACAAGCAUGGUGACUUGCUUUAAAUUACUAUUUUAAUGUGAGAUGCAAGGUGUGCCAGAGUGUCAAAGUCAGGCAUAGGCAAACUCAACCCUCCAUAAUGUUUUGAGACUACAACUCCCAUCAUCCCUGACCACUGAUCCUGUUAGCUAGGGAUGAUGGGAGUUGUACUCCCUAAACAUCUGGAGGGCCGAGUUUGCCUAUGCCUGGUCAAAGUAGAUGGGGCUGGUGUAUUUUCUGAUCUCACAAAUCCAUAGGUUCUCUUCUCUUCUCAACAGAAGGACACAACCAGUCAUGACUUCCAUAACGGAGCAGGCAGCCAUCAGCAGAUUAAUAAGUUUUCUACAGGAAUGGGACAGUGCAGGCAAAAUUGCUCGAAGCCACAUUCUGGAAAAUUUUAUACUAAGCAACCAAGGCAAGACAGGUCCAGAACUGGAAAUAGAAUUUUCUCAAGGAGCCAGUUUGUUUCUCGCCCGUCUAACUGCUUGGCUCAGGUUGACUUACAUGUAUGGAACGUGCCUAGAGCAACAAUUGAAGUCCAUUGGCAUCUUCCUAUCAGCAGCAAGUGGCCAGCGGUACAUUAUUGAAUUCCUGGAAAUUGGUGGUAUCCUCACAUUGCUGGAAAUACUUGGGCUCAACCAACUGAAAGAGGAGGACAAAAGGGAGUCCAUAAAGCUUCUUCAGUUAGUAGCAAAAUCUGGCAGGAAGUUCAAAGAAAUUAUUUGUGAAAGCUAUGGUGUACGAUCAAUUGCUGAGUUUUUGGCCACCUGCAAGUCAGAAGAGACUCAAGAGCAAGUACAGAUUCUUCUGGAUGCUUUAGGCCAUGGCAACCCCAAAUACCAGAAUCAAGUGUACAAAGGGCUGAUUGCUCUUCUAAAGUGCACCUCUCCCAAAGCCCAGCAACUGUCCCUACAAACAUUGAGGACAAUACAGACAAUUGUCGGAGAUGCCCAUCCAAGUAUUGUGGACUCAGUGCUUAGUGUGCUCCGUUCUCUGCAUCUGGAGGUGCAACAUGAGGCGAUUCAACUGAUCAAGGACCUCAUGGCAUAUGAUGUGCGGCCAGCUUUGCUAAAAGGAUUGGUUGCAUUGCUAAAGCCAUCAAGACAGGAGACUGCCAAAAUGCAAGCCAGAAUUCUGGAAGAAGCAGGUACGUUACACCUGAUGGAGUCCUUGCCAGCAUAUAUUCAGCAAGCUGCCGCUGCCAAAGCCAUUGGAAUUCUGGCCCAAGACUCCAGAAAAGUGGCUGAGGAGCUGGUCUUCUUGAGAGUGGUGCAUGGUCUCAUGUGUGCCAUGGGCAACAAAGAUCACACUAACUGCCAGAGGCAGGCCAGCAUUACCCUAGAGCAUUUUGUAAGGAUGUUCAUAGUGGUGGAGAAUCAUACCCGGAGCGCCAUGGGAGAAAAAUUGUUUGAGCUCUUUAUGCAAGAUGCUACAAACUUGUACCUGAAUAUGGAUGCUGUGCAGGCUGUUAUCCUGGCCACCAAUAUAGUCAAUAUUCCAGAAUAUAUUUUGGCUCAGACAAAAAUGGAUAUUCCAGAGAGAAACUCAACUGCAGAAGAUGAACAGGAACAGCUGUCUCAAGAUAGCGAGUUGCUGCCUUAGUUAGCUACCUCUCAAUUGUCCUCAUUGUUCAUUUUCCUUUAUUUUUUCAUGCAUUCUAUUUCAGGCCCUACCACCCAUCCCCAUGAAAAAAAAGAUGCAAAGCUCCAAGUUCCUUAUGACAGGUGACUUUUGAGUCUCUGUCCCCAUCCCUUCUCUCAAAUCUCCUUAGUUUGGUUAUCAACCACCAGACACAUCAAAUUGCCAAUUGUUCUGCAACAGCUUUCUUCGCAACAACAUAAGCAUAGACUAACUUGUGUCACAGACUUAUGAAAAUAAGGAAUAAUCCCUUGUACAGCCACUUUGAGUUCUGAGGAGGAGAUAGGUUAUCUAUGUAAUAAAUAAAAACAGUACUGAAUAACUAAAUUUAAGUCUCUG
Molecule: messenger RNA, 4339 nt
Organism: Zootoca vivipara (common lizard)
Lineage: Eukaryota; Metazoa; Chordata; Lepidosauria; Squamata; Lacertidae
Gene: ARMH1
Product: armadillo like helical domain containing 1
Source: RefSeq, a predicted model, not a curated record